Trypanosoma conorhini is the source of this 1843-nucleotide messenger RNA. Its product is annotated as mitochondrial oligo-U binding protein TBRGG1. The annotation marks the transcript as partial. The transcript has a single exon. NCBI's taxonomy places the organism in Eukaryota, Euglenozoa, Kinetoplastea, Trypanosomatida, Trypanosomatidae. The record is from RefSeq and is a predicted model, not a curated record.
GGCGGUGGUGGCAGACCGCGACUACGGUGAGCAGGGCAACCAGGGAGACUGGGGCGGCCAAAGAGGCGGUGGUGGCAGACGCGACUACGGUGAGCAGGGCAACCAGGGAGACUGGGGCGGUCAAAGAGGCGGUGGUGGCAGACGCGACUACGGUGAGCAGGGGAACCAGGGAGACUACGGCGGCCGUGGGGACGAUGCCGGUGGUUUUAGUCGUGGGGGGUAUUCACGAGGUGGGAAUUUAUUCCCUGAGGGCCGUGCUCAAGAUGGGCGUGGUGCUGAAGAGAUGCCAAUGGAGGGCCCGUUUGAUGUGCAGGCUGCCAAGAAACUCUUUGAGUUAAAGCGCCAGUACAAAAAUGCCAAGUCUGGAAAGGACAGACGCGACAUUCAACGGGAAGCCCGUCGUGCAAUUCGUCGUGCACGUGUGGAUCCCUCGACACAGGAUGAAAAGGCGGUGACAUUGCUUCUCAAUUGCGCGGCAUCUUUCCGUAGUUAUCCUCAUUCAGAGGGUAUCAAGCAAGCCGUCCAAUGGAUGCGCCAGAAUAUUGAUGCUCUGUCUCCACAGAAUUUGGCUCUUUUUGCUAAUGCACUUGGUGCACUCUCGGUGGUAGAUCAUGAUAUCAUCUUGUUGCAGGAGGUGUCUCCAGCUGUGCAGUCUGUCUUUACACAGAUGAGUCCUGUGGAGUUGGUGAUGAUCCUGCAGGCGUUUCAGCGGGGUAGGGUGUUUUCCAACGCUUCGUUGCAGGAGUCCAUGCUACAGCAAUUGUCGCCCUGUGUUCCACAGAUGCCUGUGCCACAACUCUCUACAUUGGCUGGGGUUUUGGUGAGCGCUCCUCUCCGCAAGAGCGAUGAGGCAGCGUGGCGGGAGCUAACCAACGCUGUUUUAUCCAAGGCUGUCUCUGGUGUCGAUAAGAUGCAUUCUCGCGAAGCCAUCACAUUACUAAAGGCCGCACCACGUUUGUGUGUCCCUGAGGAACAAAGUCUCCAACUCGUGCAACGCGCUAUAGACACGGUGGGCUUUCAUACAGACGAACAAAUUGGAGAACUGCUUGAGGCUGUGGCGGGCUUCCGCACUUUGGAGACGCCGCCUGGGGAAAACCUCAGUCGCAAGCUUGAUGAAUUGGUUAAUGUGCUCUGGACGCGCCUAGAAAAGGUGGCUCCAUACGUCGACGCUGCAAGCGCGACAUGGAUCAUGCGCCAGGCUAGUCGCUUCGGGGCAGCCGUGCCUCUUCCUAUUAUGGAGGCCAUGCUGGGAGCGGUGGCGAAAGACAUACGCUACCAUCGCCACACGUUCCGCCGCUGCGCGGCCCUAGCCGAAGCUUUGGCGGAGCAGAAGGCCCCAGCUAAGGCGCUGCUGCUGCAGCUUGGUGAUUACUGCAUUGGCAAGCGUCCUCCACGCGAGGAUCGUGAGGAGGCUGAUCCGCUCGACGAGGAGGCGGCGGCGACGACAACGACGAGGGAGGUUCGGAUGGACAUCUACGCCCGCUUUCUUGGAGAAUUGACGAGGGCGCGCAUUUCACUAGAAAAGGCGCACAGCGCAAACCUCGAAAAUGGGGAGCCUGGGGAGAGCGUGAGGGCGGUUCUCUCCCAGCGGCUGGAGGAGAGCGUCUCCGCGGCAUCACCACGUGAGGUUUUGAAGUGCGUCCGGGCCAUUUGCACCUCAGAGGACUCCCAGUUGCGCAAUCGCGCGAACGAUGCGAAGCUCAUGGCGUUGGUGGAGCGCCGCCUCUCCAGUGAACGUGAGAACUUCGCGAAGGACGUCCCGAAGGAGAUUCUGGAGGGGUUCCUUAGCGCCCUGAGGGACAAGCCUCGCGCGCAAAAAGUCGUCCUCGCCUGCUCCGUAUGA